UUCUUAUCUGAGUGUGUAACAUUAGAGAGAAGCUAAUUUGCCUAUUGAAAAUUUCUAAUUUACUACAUUUACCUAAAUGGACGCCUGUUCAGAUCUUCGCUGCUAUGUAACACAAACGAAGUUACAUGGGGAUUAGACUCCAGAACAGUUCUGGCUGUGUUGAACUUCUCCACCAGCCAGCAUAGCUACAACAAAUUAUUUGGCCAGACAAAGGAGCUCCAACAGCACGAAGAAGAAGAGCACUUUGUGGUGAUCCACAGUUGGGCGAGGCUUCCAGACCAACUUCUGGAGAGGGAAACGGCUUAACAGUGGUUUGGCUUCUUUAGACUGGGUUUAAGAAAGGUCGUAAAUAUGGAAGAGCACUUCGGAAAUCUGGAAAAAGGUGUGGUAGAGAUGGGCUCAGAAGCAGAGGAUAAGAUUGAGAAAGAUGGAGGAGCGUCAGACAGCGAGUGUAAAGCAGACACGGGUGUUCCUGAGGUCCCUCCGCCUGCAGACGACACGCCGGAGGUCCUCAACAAAGCCCUGUCAGGCCUGUCGUCACGGUGGAAGAACUGGUGGGUGCGGGGCAUCCUCACUCUGGCGAUGAUCGCCUUUUUCUUCUUAAUCAUCUACCUUGGCCCGAUGGUGCUGAUGAUGAUUGUGCUCUGUGUUCAGAUCAAGUGUUUCCAUGAGAUCAUCACCAUCGGCUACAGCGUGUAUCACUCCUACCACCUCCCCUGGUUCAGGACGCUCAGCUGGUACUUCCUGUUGUGUGUGAACUACUUCUUCUACGGUGAGACGGUGACGGAUUACUUCUUCACACUGGUGCAGAGGGAGGAGCCUCUACGGAUCCUCAGCAAAUACCACCGUUUCAUCUCUUUCGCCCUCUACCUCAGCGGGUUCUGCAUGUUUGUACUGAGCCUGGUGAAGAAGCACUACCGGCUGCAGUUCUACAUGUUCGGCUGGACCCAUGUGACCCUUCUGAUUGUGGUUACUCAGUCACACCUCAUCAUCCAUAACCUGUUUGAAGGAAUGAUCUGGUUUAUUGUUCCAAUCUCCUGUGUGAUCUGUAAUGACAUCAUGGCGUACAUGUUUGGAUUCUUCUUUGGACGUACUCCGCUCAUCAAGUUGUCCCCCAAGAAGACAUGGGAAGGUUUUAUUGGUGGAUUCUUCUCCACGGUAGUCUUUGGAAUCCUGUUCUCCUAUCUAAUGGCAGGCUAUCGUUACUUUGUGUGUCCAGUGGAGUUCAGUAACGACUCCAACAGUUUUACAGUGGACUGUGAACCAUCAGAGCUCUUCCAGCUGCAGGACUACACACUGCCCUCCGUCCUCGAGUCCAUCACCGGCUGGACCACGGUGAAGCUGUACCCGUUCCAGAUUCACAGCAUCGCUCUGUCAGCCUUCGCCUCCAUCGUGGGGCCGUUUGGAGGCUUCUUUGCCAGCGGAUUCAAGAGGGCCUUCAAGAUCAAGGACUUCGCUAACACCAUUCCUGGUCACGGUGGAAUCAUGGACCGGUUUGACUGCCAGUAUCUCAUGGCCACUUUUGUCAAUGUUUACAUUGCCAGCUUCAUCAGGGGACCGAACCCCACCAAAGUGAUCCAGCAGUUGCUCGCCUUGCGGCCGGACCAGCAGCUCCACAUCUAUAACUCGCUGAAGGCCCAUCUCACUGAGAGAGGCCUGCUCGCAGCACUGGAGGAGGCAGCUUAGACUCCUGGACCAGGAGAGGGAGAGAGCACCCUGGGUGAUGUGGGGGAGAGGGAGGGAGCGAGAGAGAGAGUGUGAUCAUGAAGCAGGUGCUUUGUGGAGGUGGGAGUAGUGCUUGAAUGAGAGAGAUGAGGAAAAAUGGGAAAAAAGAGAAACUAAACUAAAGCCUUGGGUCAUUCCAUUUUCUGUAUGAGUGCUCAGAGAGUGAGAUGGUGUGAGUGUGUUACAUGUAUAUAUGUUAGCAUUUGGUCAGUGUUUAGUUUUUUUUGUUGUUUUUUUGCUAAUAUACUGUAUGUUCUUUUCUUUAUGCCAGAUAAGAAUAUUAUAUACAGAGUGAAGACACAUCACUUUUGCAGUUCUUUAAUCGUGAGUCCAUGUGAACAUUUCCACGUGUAUAAAGUACAUUCUAUACCUGUAAUGUGUCUGAGUAUUUUAAAGUAAAUCGUAUAUAUAUAUAUUGUAAUUAGGGUACAAAUAUUGUAUUUUAUUUUGGUUUUAAUGCACUGCUUAUCACACUGUUGUUUCAACCUCAUGCUCAGUUUUACACUGUUGUUAAGAACAGGUGUUUGUCUGUCAGAGCGGUUCUGUUUCGGUUUCGGUUACGGGGAACCCACUGAAACUGGUUUUCUCCUGGUGUUCCAUUUAUGGUGAAGUGUAAACAGUAAAACAGCCAAAACUGUUUAAUCGCUCACUCGGUGUUUGUUCCUCUGGGUUAAAAUGUGAGGAUUUUACAUGAGACAAGCUUUAUAAAGGCUCUCAGUCGGCUAAAUAUAAAGCUAAUUCAGCUCUCAAGACCCCGUGUUGGAUUAGCUCCACCUUGUGGUGCUCCUUAUUUAGUUCAGUCUUAACGCCUGACCAUCACUGCCGGUUUGCCAAGUAGGACGGCUUUUUAGAACCACUGUUAAAAUAAAUAAAUACAUAAAUAAUAGACUCUGAGAAUGAAGUCGUAAUAUUUUGAUAAAGUCAGAAAGUUACAAGAAUAAAUUUGCGAUAUUUCGAGUAUAAAUUGGGCUGAUUGUAGGGGGGCUGCCAUAAAGUGUUGGGGUCUCAAUUGCCUCUCUUUGUCUCCUGUGAAACCUCAUGUUCCCUUUGAAAGGCGUGGAGACCACCCAUAGCCAUGUAGACGACCCUGCCUGUGAUUCUCCUUCAACAAAACGGACGGUUUCCUCCGAGUCCGUCUGGCUCUUUAUUCUGGCUCUUUAUUCUGCCCGUUUCGGCCGUUUCUCAUACAAAUAACAAUCUGGUGCUGAUCUGUCAGGAGAGAUGGGGCGACCGAGUAUUUCUUUAUGGGAGAAAUCAAUACAGAAGUAUAGUUUUAACAUGAGGAGGUCGCUACCUUCCCUCUGCAAAGCCUUUGGCCCCAAUAUUGCGGCUGUUACUGGCCACUUUAAUGUUGUAAUUCUACAGCUUUAUUCUCAAAAUGUCAUGCCGUACGACUUUUUAUCUCAAAAUAUUAUGACUUUAUUCCCCAAAUAAUGACUUUAUCCUCAAAAUGUCAUGCCGUACGACUUUUUAUCUCAAAAUAUUAUGACUUUAUUCCCAAAAUAAUGACUUUAUCCUCAAAAUGUCAUGCCGUACGACUUUUUAUCUCAAAAUAUUAUGACUUUAUUCCCAAAAUAAUGACUUUAUCCUCAAAAUGUCAUGCCGUACGACUUUUUAUCUCAAAAUAUUAUGACUUUAUCCUCAAAAUGUCAUGCCGUACGACUUAUCUCAAAAUAUUAUGACUUUAUUCCCAAAAUAAUGACUUUAUCCUCAAAAUGUCAUGCCGUACGACUUUUUAUCUCAAAAUAUUAUGACUUUAUUCCCAAAAUAAUGACUUUAUCCUCAAAAUGUCAUGCCGUACGACUUUUUAUCUCAAAAUAUUAUGACUGUAUUCUGAAAAUGUCAUGCCGUUUGACUUUAUUGUCUAAGUCUACCAUUUAAAAUUUUUUUUAACUGUGGCCCUAAAAAACUGUGAGACGUCCUUAUUGCUUUUCCACUAUUAAACUUAGUUAUUCACAUCUGAUCUCUAAAGUGUUCAGAGGUAGGUAGAUAGAUAUCGAUAGUCGUGUGAAAAAGUUAUAACACAUUUCGUAUUUCGCCAAUAUGUUAAACUCAGCAAAUAUACAGUAAUUACGCACUAGAAUUGGCAGAAAAUGUCAAUGUUUUCACACUGAAUGUCGGAUAUUAUAGUUACGGUCAGUUAUCGUUUUUUUUUUUUUUUUCCUUGUCUUGGCAGUUUUACUACUUACUACUAUAGACUACCUACUUCAUUUUGGUCUAGAUAGAGAUGGUUUUAGGGAAAUGUUACACGCUGAAAACGGGAAGAAGCCACAGUAAAAGCCACCAGUGCAAUAUGAGUCAUAGAAAGCUACAGUAUGUGGGUUAUGCAGUGUUUGUGUCAUACUGCUGUAGUCCAGGUCAUCUGUCAUUUGACGUCUCUUUUCAUAAAGCCAUCUUUAUUCUGU
Molecule: messenger RNA, 4130 nt
Organism: Pygocentrus nattereri (red-bellied piranha)
Lineage: Eukaryota; Metazoa; Chordata; Actinopteri; Characiformes; Serrasalmidae
Gene: cds2
Product: CDP-diacylglycerol synthase (phosphatidate cytidylyltransferase) 2
Exons: 13
Coding region: 352-1686 (444 amino acids)
Cellular component (GO): endoplasmic reticulum membrane
Molecular function (GO): phosphatidate cytidylyltransferase activity
Source: RefSeq, a predicted model, not a curated record